AUGGAUAUUUUAAAUGGUAGUGGGAGUGGUGCAGCUGGUGGAGCACCGGGAAUCAGUGGUAGUGGCGGUGCCAAUGGCGGUGGAGUCAACGGCGGUGGCGGUCACAGUGGGAUGCUCGAGAUCAUCACGGUCGAUGUGAUCGGUGCCGAGAAGGAGAUGUUGAUCAACAAUCUCAAUAGUAUAUCGCGUGUCAUAAAGAUCAUCCAGUCGCAAUACAAGAUUCUCUUUAACGACCCCGAUUCCGGUGACAGCAAGAUGAUGGCUGGAACCACCGAUUCCGACGACGAUCUUGGUGACGACCUCGAAGCAGAGGACGACAACCUCGAUCCGCCAGCACCAGAAGCCAUUUGUAAUAUUUAUUGUUUCGACACAAAACACAGACAAUCACUCGAUGACCUCAGAAAGGUCGUAGCCAAUCUCACCAACAACAACCCAUUAACUUCUUCACAAAUUCAAUCGGAUAAUUCAAAUCAAAUUCCAUCAAUUAUAGUUGGAUUGAAUGUAGGUCCAGGUGUAAGUUAUGUAAAAGAUUUAAGAUUAGUACAAGCAAAGUGGCCAUUUAUCGAGUGGAAAUCAUCUGACAGUGCAUUAGAAGUUUUCGAACACGUAGUGGAAGCUGUCUCGAGAUUAAAGAAACAAAUUGCAUUGAACGAUUCACUCAAGAAGGGUGAUGUAGAUGCAUUGGAUUUAGUUAUUUUAUCAAAAGUAUCACAUGAACAAUUGGCAGAAGCACAUAAAGCAGGACAUGCAAUUGUUUUCGAUUCAUUGUUGGCACAUAAUAGUAAUGCGCUGGUGGUGACUGCGACGAUGGCGUUGUUGGGCGCGGUUGUAGAGACCAACGAACAAAAGAAACAAAAGAGAUUGUCGUUGACAAAGUCGGGAUUGACUCGUUUCCCAAUGUCGGUGACUCAGAUGUGUAAGCAUUUGGUCGAGUUGGAUCUGAGUGACAAUAGAAUUACAGAGUUGCCUUCCGAUAUUCAGGAACUCAAGAAUCUUAGAAUUCUGAUAUUGCGUGACAACCGUUUGGAGACGAUUCCACUCGAGGUGUGUCAUCUCAAGGACUUGAAGAUUUUGGAACUUCAGAACAAUCCACUCUCCGAUUUCCCUCCCUCGGUGAUUGCCAGCGGCACCAAGAAUCUGUUGUCGUUCUGUAAGAAUAUUUUAGAGGGACAACACAAUGAGACCUGGAAGAAGGUGAAACUCAUGUUUGUGGGUCAAGAGGGUGUCGGAAAGACAAGUUUGUUGCAGGCAUUGACUGGCUCCAAGAAGAAAAAGGGUGAGCUGCAAGUCACUGGUGACACCAUCUCGACAGAGGGUGUCAAGAUCCAGACCGUCAAGGGUAAGAAGAUCGAUUUUUCAGCGUGGGACUUUGGUGGACAACAAGUUUUCUAUCCAACACAUCAGUUCUUCUUGACAUCGAGAGCACUCUAUCUCGUUGUUUUCAAGCUGACCGACUCGAAUUGGGCAGAGCGUGUCGAGUAUUGGAUUCGUCAGAUCAAGUCGAUUUGCGAGGGUGGUAUCAAACCAGCACUCUUCUUUGUUGGUACUCACAUCGAUGUUUGCACACCUGAGCAACUCUCCGAAGUGGAAAUGAUCAUUAAGAAAUCGUUUUUAGUUCACACACGUGUAAAGGAGCCAGUUUGUUUCGUCAGUUGCUCCACUGGCAAGGGUGUAAAGGAUCUCAAGAAGAAGUUGACAACCGAAGCUGAAAAGGCAGGACUCAUCAAGAAGGAUAUUCCAGGUACUUAUAUUCUUCUCGAGCAUCGUCUCACCAAGCGUGGUGCCAACCCAGGCAAGAUGUUGGCUCCAACGACCUCGUCGGCAUCGCUCACAAUGUCAGGUAGUGGUGUAUCGGUAAAGGACCGUUACAUCGAGUGGGAAGACUACUCGAACGAAGCGAGAUUGGCACACAUGAAAGUGCCCGAGGAGUUGGAAGCAGCCACUGCAUUCCUCCACAAUCUGGGUAUCGUUCUUCACUACAACACACCGUCACUCAAGAAUUUGGUGGUUCUCGAUCCACAAUGGCUGGCCGAUGUCAUGUCCAGUUUAAUUACAUUCUCUCACAACUGGAUCAAGCGUGGUAUUCUCGUACACAACGACCUCUUCCAGGUGUGGGGUGGUCGUUACGACGCGUCACUCUGGCCAACCUUGUUGAAGAUCCUCGAAAAGUUUGAGGUAGCCUACGAGCUGCCAGGAAAGAGCGAUGCAGAAGGCAAGUCGCUGUUGCCUUCGUUGUUGCCAGAGGAUCCAGAUGGUGAGAUCGCGCGUAUUCUCGAGCAAGAAUGGACACCGACUGCCAAGCUCGUCGAAUCGAAACAACCUGUGCACUUCUUUGGUUGCGAUUACAACUUUGAGUUUAUGCCACUUGGUUUCUUCUCGCGUCUACUUCUCCGUGUUCUCCAUAUCUCUGGUAUCGAUAUCAAGACGUACUGGCGUAACGGUGUGUUACUGGACAUUAUUGGAUCGUCACAGAAACAACAGGCUUUGAUUGCCUUUAAGAAACGUACAAACUUUGGAUCUAAAGAUGCCUACAAGUUGACGAUUGAAGUGCGCACAUUCAACAAUGGAAAGAAGGAAGACGAUUCCAAUGCAGCACAAUUCUUACAGCAACUUGUAUUCACUGUCGAUUCGUUGCUCAACAACUUUUAUUUGAAUUUGCCAAACAUCCAACGUCUCAUUCCAUGUAACCAUUGUAUCUGUUUGAAUCCAACUCAAGAGCCAUUCUACUUUGAAUUCAGUAGCUGUAUUACUGCACUCCAAGAAGGAAAACCGUUCCUCUACUGCCGAAACGACCCGAAUAUUCCAGUGCGUGUCGACUAUGUCGCACCAGACUUGGUCGCCAACAAGGUGCCAACUUUGAAGGAUACCGACGUCGAAUAUGAGAAGCAAAUCGGUAAGGGUGCUUUCGGUCUCGUUCACAAGGGUAAGCUCAAGAGUGGUCAGGUCGUGGCCAUCAAGUCGCUCUUGAAUCAAGAGGGACAAGAGACAGAGGAGAUGAUCGAGAAAUUCCAAGAGUUCCAACGUGAAGUUUUCAUUAUGAGUGGAAUGAACCACCCGAAUUUGGUGCGUCUCCACGGUUUGAUGUUCAAUCCACCGAGAAUGGUUAUGGAGUUUGUUCCACUCGGUGAUCUCUAUAAGCGUUUGCGUUGUGGCGAGACCAUGUCCUGGGGAUUCAAGACUCGUUUGAUGCUCGACAUUGCCAAGGGUCUCGAAUAUAUGCAGUCACUCUCACCACCCAUUGUACAUCGUGAUUUGCGUUCUCCAAACAUUUUCAUUUCAUCGCUUCACGAAGAUGCAGCGGUGUGCGCCAAGAUUGCAGAUUUCGGUUUGUCACAACAGUCCGUACCAUCUGUUUCCGGUCUCCUAAAGUCAAUCCAUUGGAUGGCGCCAGAAACCAUUGGUGCCGAACAGGAAAACUACACAGAGAAAGCCGAUACCUAUUCGUUUGCCAUGAUUCUCUAUGAGAUUCUCUCUGGAAAGGUUCCAUUCGAAGAGUACACAUUGAAGGAGCGUCAGUUUAUCACAGCGAUUCGUGAGCAGAAUCUCCGUCCAACCCUGCCAGAGGACACUCCUGCCAAGCUGCGAAACGUCAUUGAGCAAUGCUGGAGUGGCGAUCCCAAGCGACGUCCAAACUUUGCUUAUGUAGUCCGUGAGAUUGAGGAGUUGAGAGGUGGCAUCACCACAACCACAACUUCAGUGUCCGUCUCAACUGGCGUUGCUAGCCAAUCGGCAACUUCCACCACUACAACUACCACAUCCACAGAGAGUGGAUCGAUUAUGAACGAAGCUCCAGCUUCGCCAUCGAUGUCGUCUUCCACCCACAAAAUGGUGGAGUCGCCACUCACCAACACUUCGCUCACCGACAUGCCAUCGUACCGCUCACUAAACUCGAACAACAACAACAACUUCUCAAUGCCAAUUGCCAAUCAUCCAAUUAAUUUCAUCUCAAUGGCAUCUGUACAUCGUAAAUUUGAAGUGUUGGCAGCAACUGAAGCUGGCGAGUACGUCUGGACCAAGACCAACGACCACCACAUGUGCUUCUGGACAAGCAAGAAAGGAUCGCUCUAUCGUGAGAGCAAAUGUAAACACCAGAACAUCACUGUUUGCAUGACUAAAGUUGGCAGCUGUAUUUGGGAGGCAACUCGAUCCAACACCAUUCAUAUCUGGGACAUUGGAAGCAUGGAUAUUAUCCGCGAGCUCAACUACCCACACGCUUCAACCAUUGUCUCGAUGUGCUACGCCGCUGGCGAGUCAACAUUGCUGUACUGCGGUGACUCUGCCGGUAAAAUAACGGUAUGGGAUCCUAAGACUUUUGAACUCAAGGAUACCGUACAGAUCGAGGGUGGCGGCAGCAUCACCGGUCUCUCACUGUCACAGUCGACGCUAUAUAUCACCAAUCAACAACAAAUCUAUUUAUUUUCAAUCCGAUCUGGUAAGAUACUAUACAUCUCACAAACAUUAGAAUAUUCGAAUAAAAGAAAGUUAUGGUGUUGCGAAAGAAACAACGACUAUUUCGAACAAAUCUGA
Molecule: messenger RNA, 4527 nt
Organism: Heterostelium album PN500
Lineage: Eukaryota; Evosea; Eumycetozoa; Acytosteliales; Acytosteliaceae
Gene: qkgA-2
Product: leucine-rich repeat-containing protein
Exons: 5
Coding region: 1-4527 (1508 amino acids)
Biological process (GO): protein phosphorylation
Molecular function (GO): ATP binding; protein binding; protein tyrosine kinase activity
Source: RefSeq, a predicted model, not a curated record